AUGCCCUCCAAACCCGCAAAAUACGGCAUCAAGCUGUGGGUCGCGUGCGACGCGCGGUCCAGUUACGCGUGGAAAAUGCAGGUGUACACCGGUAAAGCUCGGAAGGAUGGCCCCGCAGAGAAGAACCUGGCCGCGCGGGUCGCGCUGGACCUCACCGAGGGACUGGGACCGGGCCGCACCGUGACGUGCGACAACUUUUUCACCUCGUUCCAGCUCGCCCGGAGGCUGUUCUUCGAGAGGGGACUCACCCUGUUGGGGACGCUGCGCGCCAACAGGACGGAGGUCCCGCGCGAACUGGCCCGCCCGCCUACUACCCGGGGGAACGGCAGACGGGUCGGGUCCUCCACGAACCCGGGACGCAUCCGCGUCCGAAAUCGCGACGCGCGCCUGUUCCGGCGAAAAGGAAGAGGUGUCCAACGUGCCCCAGAAGCAAGGACGUCAAAACCACAAACGUGUGCCGGGGGUGCGGUGUGCACAACCACAGCAUCCGAGAGAAUGAAGUUCACAUGUGACCAGUGUGGAAAGAUGUGGUCAUGUGCUUCCAAACUCAAAGUUCACUACAGAACUCACACAGGAGAGAAGCCAUUUAAAUGUGACCUGUGUGGAAAAGAAUUUAAAAAUUCAGGUGACCUGAAUCGACACAUGAGAAUCCACACAGGAGAAAGGCCGUACAGCUGUGACCAGUGUGGGAAUGGAUUUAAACUGGGUGGUGCACUCAAAGCACAUAUGAGAAUCCACACAGGAGAAAGACCAUACAGCUGUGACCAGUGUGGGAAGGAAUUUACACAUGCUGGUACACUCAAAGCACAUAUGAGAAUCCACACAGGAGAAAGACCGUACAGCUGUGACCAGUGUGGGAAGGCAUUUAAAGACUUGGGUACACUCAAAGCACAUAUGAGAAUCCACACAGGAGAAAGACCGUACAGCUGUGACCAGUGUGGGAAGGCAUUUAAAGACUUGGGUACACUCAAAGUACAUAUGAGAAUCCACACGGGAGAAAGGCCAUAUGGCUGUGACCAGUGUGGGAAUGAAUUUAAACAGGCUGGUGCACUCAAAGCACACAUGAGAAUCCACACAGGAGAAAGACCGUACAGCUGUGACCAGUGUGGGAAUGAAUUUAAACUGGCUGGUGCACUCAAAGCACAUUUGAGAAUCCACACAGGAGAAAGGCCAUAUGGCUGUGACCAGUGUGGGAAUGAAUUUAAACAGGCUGGUGCACUCAAAGCACAUAUGAGAAUCCACAUGGGAGAAAGGCCAUACAGCUGUGACCAGUGUGGGAAGGCAUUUAAAGACUCGGGUUCACUCAAAGUACAUAUGAGAAUCCACACAGGGGAGAAGCCAUUUGAAUGUGACCAGUGUGGUAAGCAAUUUAAAUAUUCUAGUGCCCUCCAUCAGCAUAUGAGAAUUCACACAGGAGACAAACCAUCUGACUGUGAAGAGAGUGGGAAGGCUUUAAGAUCUGUGAGGAACCGUCUGAACCAAGUUUCCAGACUGAAGAGAAAAGCAGCAGCUGUGACCAGUGUGGGAGGACCUGCUCAUCUGAAAGUGCACUGUCUUGAACACACUAAAGGAGACAGAGCUGCUGAGGCUGGAUCAUGUGAGGCUAAAGUCAGACUCAAAAAGCUGGAGAUCAGGCUUCAGAGACUCCAGACUGUGGAGUCGACCUCUGUGUAGAGUCA
Periophthalmus magnuspinnatus is the source of this 1679-nucleotide messenger RNA. RefSeq names its product zinc finger protein ZFP2-like. Gene Ontology annotation, cellular component: nucleus. The record is from RefSeq and is a predicted model, not a curated record. Lineage: Eukaryota; Metazoa; Chordata; Actinopteri; Gobiiformes; Gobiidae. The transcript is spliced from 2 exons. The coding region runs from base 1 to 1674 and encodes 557 amino acids.